Lactuca sativa (garden lettuce) is the source of this 456-nucleotide messenger RNA. RefSeq lists its product as uncharacterized. NCBI's taxonomy places the organism in Eukaryota, Viridiplantae, Streptophyta, Magnoliopsida, Asterales, Asteraceae. The record is from RefSeq and is a predicted model, not a curated record.
AUGGGAGAUCCUGGACGCCUCACUCUCCUAUGUGAAUUUGGUAACAACUUGAAGACUUAUUCUUUAGCCGAUUCUGGGGCUAGCAUAAAUUUAAUGCCUUACACAUUCUAUGAGAAGCUUAAUAUUCAUAAAAUGAAGGCUACAAAAAUGACACUUCACAUGGACAAUCGUUCAGUGACUCAUCCAAUAGGGAUUGUAGAGGACAUCCUUGUUAAAAUUGGGAAGUUUGUUUUCCCAGUUGAUUUUGUUAUUAUGGAUAUGAAGGAGGAUACUAAUGUCCCCAUCAUUCUUGGUCAGCCCUUACUAAAUACUUCUGGAGAUUUAGUGGAUGUUCGUGAAUCGAAGCUUACAUUAAGGGUUGGUGAUGAUAAGGAAGAUUUUGGAAUGCAAUAUGGGCUUCAAGGAUACGAUGUUAAAAGCGAAGUGUUCAAUGUUGAUGAAGACAAUAAACUUUAA